Molecule: messenger RNA, 690 nt
Organism: Penicillium maclennaniae
Lineage: Eukaryota; Fungi; Ascomycota; Eurotiomycetes; Eurotiales; Aspergillaceae
Exons: 2
Coding region: 1-690 (229 amino acids)
Source: RefSeq, a predicted model, not a curated record
AUGGCGGAUGACGAUCAGGACAUUUUCGACUCGCUCGAGCGCGAAGCGUCGGAAUUCACCAAGGUAAAUUACCUCUUAGCUCUACUACGCGACUCUGCUAACGCGCAAUUCCAGGAUGCGGAGAUCGACCGCAUUCGCAAGGCGUUCUCUCUGGACUCCUACGCCGUGUUAGAUCUACAGCCCGGUGUACCAGAGAAAGACAUCAAGAUGCAAUACCGCAAGAAAUCCCUGCUCAUCCAUCCGGACAAAACCAAGAACCCAGCCGCCCCCGAUGCUUUCGACCGUCUUGCCAAAGCCCAAACAGCUUUGUUGGACGAGAAGCAGCGUACCUACCUCGAUGAGUGUAUUGCAGACGCACGAAGGCUAUUAAUUCGCGAGCACAAGUAUAAUUUGGACUCACCAGAGCUGAAAACCGAGGAAUUCAAGGUAGAGUGGCGAGCCAAGACCAUUCACGUGCUGUUGGAAGAAGAAGCGCGUCGACGGAGACAGGCAAAAGCGCGCUUGCAGGAAGAAGGAAGAGAAGCGCGCAAGGAAGAAGAAGAGCUGGAAGCGCGGAAACGAAAGCGCGACAAUGAUAAGGCGUGGGAGGAGAGUCGCGAAGAGCGGAUUGGGACUUGGCGGGACUUCCAGAAGGGGCGCAAACCUGGUGAUGAGAAAAAGAAAAAGAAGAAGAUGAAGGUGCUUGGAUAA